Molecule: messenger RNA, 3288 nt
Organism: Limanda limanda (common dab)
Lineage: Eukaryota; Metazoa; Chordata; Actinopteri; Pleuronectiformes; Pleuronectidae
Exons: 9
Coding region: 1-3288 (1095 amino acids)
Biological process (GO): negative regulation of gene expression
Cellular component (GO): nucleus; cytoplasm
Molecular function (GO): nucleic acid binding; transcription corepressor activity; NAD+ poly-ADP-ribosyltransferase activity
Source: RefSeq, a predicted model, not a curated record
AUGCAAGCUGAAAGCCUGGAGGAGAGGACGGUGGAGGUGCCGCUGCUGCCUGAAGGAGUGGACGAUGAGCUGCUGUAUCUUUACUUUGAGAAUAGGCGCCGCUCGGGGGGAGGCCCACUCGUCUCCGUGGAAAAAAAGGGCGACCGUGCCAUAUUGGUGUUUGAAGACGCAGAAGCUGCAGCCAAAGUGCUGUCUAAAGGGAACCACGUUCUGCAAAAUGUUGAGCUGAGCGUGAGAAAGCCUGCCGCAAAGGACCAGAGAAGACUGUUGCUGCGGGGGAUAAACCCCAACACCGACACUGAGAUGAUAGGGCGCUAUGUGGAGAACAUGAUGGGGUUGAAUGUGAAUGACUACCAACUGUAUCCCUUAUCAGGGAGAGAUUUUAUCCUCAUUCACCUCAACCAACCCUUGGAUAAAGAUUUCCAAACCCUCUCUGAGAGGGUCUCCAGGAGGACACUGGAUGGGGCUCAGGUAACACUCGAACAGACUGAGCAAACAGACUCUGUUUUAGUGGAGAAACUGCACCCUAGCACCACGCAACACCUGCUCAUGCUUUACUUUGAGAGCAAGCGAGGUGGCGAUCAGAGGGUGAGGGAUGUCACCAUGCUAUCGGAGGGCACAGCAAAGGUGUCUUUCUUCGACCAUAAAGCUUUGGGUUCUGUCCUGGAUCAACAACACAAACUUGAGGGUGCUGAACUCUCAGUGAGGCCGUACUUCAACUUCCUUCACGCUGGAAGUGGAAGCCAACAUAUGACUGAAGGAAACUCGGAGGACCUGGGUGAUAUUCAGAUGCAGACCAACGGUGACAGUCAGUCUUCUUCUCAGCGAACCUCUGAGCGUCUUGCUGCGGUGGUACAGGACACAGCAGAGGAAGCUAUAGAUGACAAACCUGAGGAUGUGGUAACACUAUCGAGCCUUAUUGCUUUUGCUGACCCAGUGAAAUUAGCUUUGUUUAAACUUAGCCCCCUUUCACAGGACAUUGUCAAGCGUCACCCAGAUUUUACCAUUGAGGUAAAAGACGACACUAUUCUCAUUGAAGGAAGUGACAAUCAAAAGUUGGAUCAGAUAAAACAAACCAUUACGGACAUUCUCUGCAAUAUGGGUGAAACUAAUUUCACCCUUGAGCCAGAGAAGGCUCAGUUCCUUGCAAGAAAAGAAGUAAAAGAGCGACUGCUACAAACCAUUAAUCAAACCAUGUCACCCACUAUUUACUAUGUAUCAGAUUCUAAAGUCGUGGUAACAUCGCUGUCCCAGAACUCGGCUCGACAGGCGAGUAGCUUUUUAACGUCCCAGAUGUGUCACUUCAGCAUGACGUUGGGCAUCGAAUAUGAAUGCAUGUUAUAUUGCAGAGAGUGGUCUGAGUUCCUGCAGGCCCUGGAUUACUCCUCCGUUAAGGAUUCAGAGACAAGAGGGAAUAUUGAUGUGUUGACACUGAAAGGGAUGGAGAGCGAGAAGCAAGCUGCCAUCCUGCAAUUUCUUUCUACACCCAUUGAAAGGGAGACAGUGAUCACUAUGAAGCGAGGUGCACUGAAAUACAUCCAGAAACAUCGUCAUCAGCUGUUGGCUGACAUGGACCAAGUUUCUAUCUUUCCGCUAGAGGCCGAAGACGCCUGUGGUUUAAAGAUUCAUGGCCAUCCUGCCACUUGCCAAAUGGCUGAGGAGGUGUUGCAAGGCGUGGUCUCUGCCGUCUGUACCAGAGCCAUCCCAAUAAAAGCUCCAGGAGUUGCCAGGUUUCUACAUGAAGCAGAUUGUCAGGAGCUUCUGAGGGAAAUGGAGUCGAAGUUUCAGGUGUACAUCAGCCCACAGUGCACGCCCUGGGUGCCCAUGCCUGGCCAGGACAUUUUUGAUGAUGCAUGGCAGAUGAUGUCGCACAGAAACUUUCAGAGAGGGUCUGUGGAUGAGUUACAAGCCAAUUCAAUUGAUCUGAUAGAGGAAGCCCAGCUGUCUUUAGCCAUCCGGUACUCAAUGGAGUCAAGUCAGUUGUACCUGAAUGAUGAGGAACAGCUGCAAAAAGCCAUAGAGCUGUCCAGGAACAUGAUCGUCCCUGAAGCCUCUUCUAGUGGUGCUGAAAGGAGCCCCCAACCCACAUUGAAUCAUCAGAAGAAGGACAUCAAUGAUUCUUUACAGGAAACCAUCAGCGCAGCCAACACCAUCCAGUUAGUUGUGUUUGCAGGUUAUAUCUCUGAUCUGACUCGAGUUGAAAUCGCCUUUGCGAAGAGGGUCUCUCAGAAACAGAUGGAGGAGAAACUCGAGAACAGGAGCAUGGGGAACAUGUCUGAGUACCACUGGAAGUGUUUGGAGAUGAUCAAGAGGAAACAUUCAGUCGAGAUCCAAGUUCAGGGGAACACAAUCACCGUGUCUGGAUUCAAGCACUUUCAGCCUGCUGGAGUGGGGGAUGUGAAGCUGCUUCUGGAGAAAGUCGACAAUUCUGUACCCAGGCAGGAAAUCCUGGGGACUGUGAAGUGGGUGGUACAUGAUCAAGCCUCCUCACACACAACUCCAUACUCAGAUGAUGCCACAGUAUUCAUCGAGAACGCCUGGAGGAUGAAUCUGAAAAAACUUGACAUCUUACUGGACAAUGAGCCCCACGUUAUCAACUUUGAAAAGAUGAAGGAAUGCAACGUAGCUUCAGAGAAAACUGUGAAAAUCUCAAGGAAACUCAUUUUAGAGGAAAUACCAGAAGAGGAAUAUUCUCUAAUGUCAGGCAUGCCUGAAUCCUACAAAGUCGAUAAGAAAUCGGAGGAAUUUCGGAAUGUGAGGAUGAACUUCUACGAGAGCUUCCAUGGAUUCCGUAGAACGAUCAGAAUCGUACAGGUGGAGAAGCUCAUGAAUCGCCUGCUCUACAAUCAGUACAAUAUGAAAAAGGCGAGCAUGGUGCAGCGGGCCACCUACCACGUAGUAGAACAGACUCUUUACCACGGCACAAGUGAGGACAGCGUGAAGGAGAUAUGUGUUCAUGGAUUCAACAGAAGCUUCUGUGGAAAGAAUGCCACCGUCCACGGUCAGGGGGUGUAUUUUGCUGUCGAGUCUUUACUGUCAGUUGAGGAUGUAUAUUCACCCCCAAACCGAGACGGACACAAGUUUAUUUUCGUGUCGAAGGUUCUAACGGGGGACUACACUAAAGGUUGCAAUUCAAUGAAGAUUGCCCCAUUGAAGGAGAGCGACGAUAUUCCCCUCAGAUACGACAGCGUGACCGACAACCUCACCUGUCCGUCGUUGUUUGUCAUCUUCAAUGAUACGCAGGCUUUUCCGGAAUACCUCAUUACCUGCGAGAGAAUCCUCCGCUGA